This is a messenger RNA of Cryphonectria parasitica EP155, 2667 nucleotides long. RefSeq lists its product as uncharacterized. Gene Ontology annotation, biological process: C-terminal protein lipidation; protein modification by small protein conjugation; piecemeal microautophagy of the nucleus. NCBI's taxonomy places the organism in Eukaryota, Fungi, Ascomycota, Sordariomycetes, Diaporthales, Cryphonectriaceae. Gene Ontology annotation, cellular component: phagophore assembly site; cytoplasm. The transcript is spliced from 3 exons. Gene Ontology annotation, molecular function: Atg8 activating enzyme activity; Atg12 activating enzyme activity. Bases 1 to 2088 code for a protein of 695 amino acids. The record is from RefSeq and is a predicted model, not a curated record.
AUGGCAGAGCUUAAAUUCGCGGCGUUUUCGUCGCAGAUAGAGCUGCCGUUUUACUCGGCACUCUUCUCGUCCAAGCUUGACCACGCCAAGCUCGACGACUCUGCGCGCUUCGUCCUCGGCACUUAUGAGUCCAACCCGGCUGCAACCCCCGACGAGAGCACUCGUAUGCAGAUCCUCGGUAACUCGCUUACCAAUAACUCGGUCGGUCUCAACCAAUGUCGCGCGGACGGUACCAUCAAGAACGUGAACACGAUCGAAGACUUCAAGCAGACCGACAAGGCUGCCAUGCUCCAGACCGCCGGCCGGCAGAUCUGGGACGCGAUCAAGGACGGCACCAUCUACUCCGUCCCCUCCCUCCUCGCUUCCCACACUAUCCUGUCGUUUGCCGACCUAAAGAAAUACCGCUUCACGUACUGGUUCGCCUUCCCCGCCCUGCAUUCGGACCCCCAGUGGAAGCGCACCGCGGACAUAGGCAGGCUCACGUCCGCCGAGAGCACCGCGCUGGUCGAUCAGGUGGGGACCUGGCGCUACAGCGUCGACAACAGGGAAUAUGGCUUCUUCCUGGCCAAAAAAGUCCGCGGCGGCGAGGACACACGGUCUAAGAACUCGUUCGACUCUGCCGCCGAGGAGCUCGGAUUCAGGUGGGUCAUCGCCUCCCUACGAGAGUUCGAGAACGGCUUCUUCGAUGGCGUCCCCGAGGAGGACCGCUUCGUCUCUUUCGUUGACCCUUCCAAUUAUGCCGAGCACCCCUCCUGGCCCCUGCGCAACCUGCUAGUCCUUGUCCGCCAGCGCUUCCACCUGAGCAAGGUCAACAUCCUCUGUUUCCGCGACACCCAGGCUCGGCGCCACGAGGCUCGCAGCAUCAUCCUGCCACUUGCUAUGGACAGCGUGCCGGAGAUGGAGACGAGCACGAUGCCCAAGGUCACGGGCUGGGAGCGGAACGCGAUCGGAAAGCUGCAGGCGCGCCAGGCGAGCCUCGGCGACUAUAUGGACCCCAAAAAGCUGGCGGACCAGGCCGUGGACCUGAAUCUCAAGCUUAUGAAGUGGCGGAUAUCUCCCGGCCUGGACCUAGACACCAUCAGGAAUACCUCGUGUCUGCUUUUGGGCGCGGGCACCCUGGGCAGCUACGUGUCGCGCAACCUCAUGGGCUGGGGCGUUCGCAAGAUCACCUUUGUCGACAACGGCUCCGUCUCGUUCUCGAACCCUGUGCGGCAGCCCCUCUUCGACUUCAACGACGCCCUCAAUGGAGGCGCUCCCAAGGCGACCAAGGCGGCCGAGGCGUUACGGGAGAUCAACCCCAGUGUGGAAAGCGAGGGCCAUGUGCUCUCGGUUCCCAUGCUGGGACAUCCUAUUGCGGACGAGGCCAGGACCAAGGCCGACUUCACCAAGCUCCGACAGCUCGUCGAGUCCCACGACGUCAUCUUUUUGCUGAUGGACAGUCGUGAGUCACGGUGGCUGCCAACAGUAAUGGGCAAGGCUGCGGGCAAGAUCGUCAUGAAUGCUGCGCUGGGCUUUGACACGUACGUCGUGAUGCGACAUGGUGCCGCGCCCAAGGAUGGCAGUGAGAAGACUCUAGGGUGCUACUUCUGCAACGAUGUAGUUGUGGCUACUGAUUCCCAGAAAGAUCUCACCCUCGACCAGCAAUGCACGGUCACCCGUCCUGGCGGCGCAGCGAUCGCGUCAGCACUCCUUGUCGAGCUGCUGGCGAGCAUCUUGCAACAUCCCGACGGCCACCACGCCAAGGCUCCUGUCCCCAGCGGCGGCGACACCGUUUCGUAUGAGCGCGACCCGCCCAACCAUGCACUUGGCCUCGUCCCCCACCAGAUUCGUGGGUUCCUCUCCACCUUCCAGAACAUGAUCAUCCGCGGCGAGUCGUAUCCCAACUGCAGCGCAUGCAGCAAGACCAUCGUCGACGCCUACAAGAAGGACGGCUAUGCGUUCCUCCGGAAAGCCCUCGAGGACAAGGAUUAUGUUGCGGAGUUGUCGGGCCUCGCGGAGGUCCAGCGUCGCGCCGAAGCCAUGGCGGCUGACGUGGAGCUUAGCGACGAGGAGGACGUGGAGGACGAUGGUGAGGCGGUCCUUCUCUAGCGAAUGAGUCUCACGAAUUGUGACCAGAGAAUAGAGACCAAAGAGGAAGGGGAGAGGAAGAUACAAAACAAAAAAUACAUCUGGCGGGAAUCAUGGGAUCAUGAAAUGAUGAUGGAAAUGCCUGAGCAUUGCGGAACUGGAUAUCGGCGUUUUGUGUUUGGUUACGGUGCCGUGGGUUUUGGCCCUCUUUGCAAUCUCGUUUGGAGGGAGGGCUGGACCGCACUACAGAGCAUGGUCAGGAUCAUCAAUGGAAAUCAGGCUGGAAGGAAUAUCGCAGGCAUUCAAGGAUGGUUUUCUUCUUCUUUUCUUGCUUACACAAACCCUUUAACGGUCUUGGGGAGGGGAUCUACAGAAGCGGAUUCAAGGUGGUUUCUUCACGGGUGACUACUCAGUACCUAAAUUACAAAUGUAGUCUUGGGCGUUUCCGGGGGGGGGGGAUGUUUUUGAAGGAGGCAUGCUUUGGCGUCACCAGACAGGCAGGAUCAAAGGGGAUUGAUGAGGACAGCUCAUGCAUUCCCCAUACUUUUCCCUAACUAAUAAGGGCUUACAAGGGGCUGAUGAAUCGACAUCUUGAUUCAG